Molecule: messenger RNA, 1797 nt
Organism: Candida tropicalis MYA-3404
Lineage: Eukaryota; Fungi; Ascomycota; Pichiomycetes; Serinales; Debaryomycetaceae
Exons: 1
Coding region: 1-1797 (598 amino acids)
Biological process (GO): peroxisome organization
Cellular component (GO): peroxisomal membrane
Source: RefSeq, a predicted model, not a curated record
AUGGAUAGUUACAGUGACCAACCAAGUGAUAUAUUACAACAAUCGGCGUCAAUAUCCUCAUCUACAUCAUCUAGUUCCUACCGAGAUUACGCAGUUGGGAAACUAAGCAAAGCAGUUGCUAAAGGAAAUAGAAUUGUUGAAUCUAAACCUGGUAGUAAACGAGCCUUUGCAAUGAAUACAGCAUCAUCAUUAUUUGAAAAAGGAAUAGAGAGAUAUAAUUUAAAUGGCAAUGGAUCUCGUCGAACAAGAAGUGGAUCAUAUGAUUUAACAGAUGAACAAAUUUCUCAAAUCGAAUCAAUGGCAGAUUCAGCAGAGGCUGAAAAACGACCUAAAUCUAAUCAUUUUGCUGAUCGAAUGAUUGAAAAAUUAUUGAAAUCAGUAUUACCUCAAGAUUUACCAGAAAGAGAAUUAUUUGAGAAAAGAUUAAAUGAUCCAGAUAGAAAUAAAAGACCAGGAUUAUCUGUAACUGUUUUAACAUCCAAUGUUAGACAAAUGGCACGGAAAAUGACAAAUUUUUUUGCCAUACAAUAUGAAAUUAUAAGAAUAAUCUCUUGGAAACAACCAACUAAAACAAUCAGUGUUUUAAUUUUAUAUACUGCUGCAUGCAUUUGGCCACAUUUGGUAUUGGCAUACCCGUUGAUAUUUGUCUUAUUUGGUAUUUUGAUCCCUGGGUUUGUAUACAGACAUCCAAUGAGAAACCCUGAUUUGAUUAAGGUUAAAAAGAGAGGUCAAUCGUUGUUAAGUUUUUUAUUUGAAUCACCAGAUACUAGUAUUGUUGAAGAUUUGAUCAAUGAAGAUUAUCUUCGUGAAGAUGCCGAAGUUGCAUCAUCCACAUAUUCCAUUUCAGAGGAUGUUUCUGAAGCAGCAGCUUCCUCUUCACAGAUGGCUAGCGAAUCAGAUACCUCUGGAGGAGGAGGAGGGGGAGACAAUAGCCCUAAAAAAGAGACCGCCAAACAUAGAAAGUCACAGGUUGCAUUAUUAAUUAACUUACGAGAUUUUCAAAAUUUAACUACAGAUAUCUUAAAAGGGGUCAACGAAGCAGAAAAGUUUUAUUAUGAAACUGCUGGGUUUAAAGAUGAAAGAUUGUCUACAUUUAUAUUUUAUGCAGUAUUGGUUGCAACAUUUGGUAUACUUUUUGUUGGUCAGUUUAUGCCUUGGAAAUUGAUUUUUAUUCAAGCAGGCUGGGGAGCUGGUAUUUUAUCUCAUCCAAAAUGCAAAAAGUUCAUAGUAGAUGCUAGUAAAGCUAGAAAACAAAAAGCACUUCUUGCCAAAUUGAAUGAAAAAGAAAAUGCUGCUGAAUCCACUCCCGAUAUUGUAGUUGAAGAUACAGAUGGAGUGAUUAAACAAUUUGAUCGAAACGAUAUUAUUGUUGACGAUUCACCAGAAGUUAGAGUGGUUGAAGUAUGGGAAUUACAGAUAAAGAGUAUUCUUAAACAUUCAUGGUCAUUUUACAGAUACUCCAAUACAAUUUUUGACAAGAAUAAUAAAUUGAGAGUAGCAGGCAAGAGACCAUCUGGUGUUGAGCAAUUAUCCAAAGUGUAUCCACCGGUUGACUGGAAGUUUGAUUUUGGACUUGAAAACAAAUGGAAUUUGGAUUCUGAUCCAGGUGAGUUUAUUCGUCAAAGAUCGUUGAAUCCGUCGUUAUUCAUCAUUAAAGAAGGUGAGAAAGAAGGGUGGAUAUAUGACAACAUGAAAGACAUUGUUCAUCUGGAUAUUGUGUAUGAGUUUAGAAGAAGAAGAUUAUCGAGGGAAUGUUACAGAUACGGCCGUCCUCCAAAAGAACCAAGUGGGUAUUAA